Molecule: messenger RNA, 1816 nt
Organism: Centrocercus urophasianus (Greater sage-grouse)
Lineage: Eukaryota; Metazoa; Chordata; Aves; Galliformes; Phasianidae
Gene: DNAJC18
Product: DnaJ heat shock protein family (Hsp40) member C18
Exons: 7
Coding region: 60-950 (296 amino acids)
Biological process (GO): cellular response to misfolded protein
Cellular component (GO): endoplasmic reticulum membrane
Molecular function (GO): Hsp70 protein binding
Source: RefSeq, a predicted model, not a curated record
GGGCGGGCCGGGGCGGCGGGUGGUGAGCGGUUGGAGGGUCGGGCUGCCCCGGGCCCGCCAUGACCUACACGGCGGAGCAGCUGGACGGCGUGCGGCGGAUAAAGAGCUGCCGGAACUACUACGAGAUCCUUGGCGUGGAGCGGGAUGCCACCGAGGAGGAGCUGAAGAAGGCCUACCGCCGGCUGGCCCUCAAGUUCCACCCCGAUAAGAACCGCGCUCCCGGAGCCACGGAGGCUUUCAAAGCAAUAGGCAAUGCUUUUGCAGUUCUGAGCAACCCUGAGAAACGAUUGCGAUACGACGAAUAUGGAAGUGACCACGAGCAUGUCAGCACUGGCGAAGCCAGGCACUAUAAUUACUACACAGAAUUUGAAGCAGACAUUACACCAGAAGAAAUAUUCAACGUGUUUUUUGGUGGGCACUUUCCAACAGGAAAUAUCCAUAUGUUCUCCAAUGUAGCCAGAGAUGCACACUAUUAUCCACGGAGGCACCGAAAUGAAAGAGCAUGGACACAGGAGCAAGAGGAAGAAGAAAACAGGCCACAGAACUCAUAUUCUGCAUUUAUUCAGUUGAUGCCCGUUUUCAUCAUCAUCGUGGUGUCGGUUAUAACUCAGCUGAUGGCCACCAACCCCCCCUACAGCCUGUUCUACAAGUCGUCCAUAGGCCACGUUAUUAGCAGAGAAACAGAGAACUUGCAGGUGCCUUACUAUGUUGAUAAAAACUUUGAGAAGAAUUAUCAAGGAGCAGAGCUUCAAGAGCUGGAGAGAACAGUUGAAAAAGAUUACAUAGACUAUAUUCAGACCAGCUGCUGGAAAGAGAAGCAGCAAAAGUCUGACUUGUCAAAUUUGGCCAAGCUGUACAGAGAUGAGCGGUUAAAACAGAAAGCAGAGUCGCUGAAACUCGAGCACUGUGAGAAGCUCUCCAGUCUGAUCGGAAUGCACAAAGGGGGCUGAGCAGGGCCUCUGUCCUUAUUUAUUGCUGUUUUAAAUUAUGUUUUUAUUUUCCUCGGUAUAAAAAGGGAAGGAGUCUAUUGCAAAGUCUGAAUACCCGAUUCCUUCGUGCUGUGCAGAGAUGGGCCAACACGAGCUGUGGAGCUGUGUUUGCUUUAAUAUACUGUACACUCUAUUUGGUUCCAAGGACCAGUGGCACUUUGUAAAUUAAUUCUCUGGGAAAUGCUAUGAGUUUGAAACGUGUCUCUUUGGUAGUCUGUCUGCCAUCCAAACAGCGUGUACUUCCAGGAGAGCAGACAAGUGUCCUGUGCUUGCUGUGUUUCCUAUGGACCUGCCGUUCGCUCGGUCACAGCACCGCUCUGUACCGGGUGCACUGACCUCGUCCUGCUGAUGCCACCUGGCUGUUCCUGCCUCUGCGGUGCUGCGUGAGGAGAUGUGGGUGAAAGGCAGCGAGUCCUGCUGCAGUCUGACCUGCAGUGCUUGAUUCGGAGUAGCUGCUUCACUACGGACCUGAGCACACUGCUGCUGCUCUCAGAGGGACCUGACUGCGCGUCCUGGGUUGGGUGGAGAGGGCUGAGCCUUGCUGGGCCUGCGAGCCGAGAGCAGCAACGCUGAAGUGCAGAGUGCAUCGAUGGCAGCGCUGCCCAGCUGCAGGGCAGGGACAGCCAUGUUCACUUCAUCCUGUGUUUCCAGUGACAUAUUUCGAAGCUGGCUGUGUAAUUCCGAUUCUUAUGGGCAAACUCCUCUGCAGCUGUUACAGGGGUCCCGCGUUUUCCGGUAUGGUUUUAAUGUAGCAUCUUUUUACUCUGUUGAACAGUUAUGAAUGUUUCAUUGUAGAGACUAGCACUGCAAAGAAAGAGAUCCGUGUA